GCCGAUUCUGAAACAGUCUGUUCUCUUCAAAUCGGGAACGAAACACAUAAUUUUUCCUGUCGGAUGUCACAAUACUUUGCGAAAUCCGUCCUCGCGUCUCUGAUCAAUGAUCAUUACAAAUAAAGAGUAGAAUCAGAAUCGAUCUUCGAACACUUGGAUCAAAUUUGUUAAGAGAAAAUGGCUUCUCAGACUGAGGAAAACGAAGAUUUGGAUCGGCUUUUAAAAGAGAAAUUUACGAAUGACUUCCGUAAGGGGUACGUGACCGUGCAAGGUGUUUGCCUGCCGAUCACGUACAAAAGAUUCGAGGAGGAGAUUGAGAAUUUCGAAGUGAAGGAUGACGAUGUUUGGGUCUGCAGUUUUCCCAAAAGCGGAACGACUUGGACUCAGGAAAUGAUCUGGUGCAUCGGGAACAACGUGGACUUGGAAGAAGCAAAGAAAACUCUCUUAAUCGACCGGUUUCCGUUUUUGGAGCUGACCGUGCUUUUCGAUUACGAGAAUGUCACGAAACUUCACCCGGACCGUAAACUUACCCUGCGGACCAGCAACAGCGUGGCUUACACGAGAAAUAUGCCGAGUCCGAGAUUCAUCAAAUGUCAUUUGCCUUUUCACCUGCUACCGCGUCAGAUUCGAACUGGCGAGAAGAAACCGAAAAUCGUUUACGUCACCAGAAAUCCGAAAGAUACCUGCGUUUCGUAUUAUUAUCACUCUAGAUUGAUGGAGGAUUAUCGCGGUAAUUUCGAUGAAUUCUGUCGUUUGUUUCUGGGACACAAGCUUAAUUAUACUCCGUAUUGGGAUCAUGUGGUUGGCUUCUGGACUAGGCGAAAUGCCAUGUCGAACAUUCUCUGCAUAAAAUACGAGGACAUGAAGGCCGACUUGGCCGCGGUGAUACGAAAAGCUGCAGCGUUUUUGAACAAACCGGUGCCCGAAGAUAAAAUGGAAAUGUUAGUGAAACACUUAUCAUUCGAUAGCAUGAAAACUAAUUGGUCUGUGAAUUACGAGGAACAAAUCGCUGGGAUGCAGAAGCUAAACACGAUCACUGCCGAUGGCAAGUUUAUCCGAAAGGGUCAAGUAAAUCAAUGGAAGGAAGAAAUGCCACCGAGCGUAAUUAAGAAGUUCGACGAGAUGACGAAAGAAAAAUAUGCCCCGCAUAAUCUUUCCUUUUAAGAUCAGGUCUUCUUACCUGCCGUCAUAAGCGGCGUUCGUCCUCGCGAGUCUUUUUGAUUAAUCGAAGCGCCAGAAUCUAAAAGGAAUUUCACGUUCUCGGAUCGUUCGCCUAUGAUGGCGUAUUGAAGACAAGUCCAGCCUCUACUAUAAAUGUAUUUGCAUUGAAUAAAAAUAUGUUCGAACCUUUGUUAAA
This is a messenger RNA of Ceratina calcarata, 1357 nucleotides long. RefSeq names its product sulfotransferase 1 family member D1. The record is from RefSeq and is a predicted model, not a curated record. The coding region runs from base 178 to 1164 and encodes 328 amino acids. Gene Ontology annotation, molecular function: sulfotransferase activity. The transcript has 6 exons. Lineage: Eukaryota; Metazoa; Arthropoda; Insecta; Hymenoptera; Apidae.